Misgurnus anguillicaudatus (oriental weatherfish) is the source of this 1372-nucleotide messenger RNA. RefSeq lists its product as uncharacterized. The record is from RefSeq and is a predicted model, not a curated record. NCBI's taxonomy places the organism in Eukaryota, Metazoa, Chordata, Actinopteri, Cypriniformes, Cobitidae. Gene Ontology annotation, biological process: regulation of transcription by RNA polymerase II. Gene Ontology annotation, molecular function: RNA polymerase II cis-regulatory region sequence-specific DNA binding; DNA-binding transcription factor activity, RNA polymerase II-specific.
AAGAGCGCGCGUGUGAUGUGUUUGUGUGUCCUCAGUGUUUUUCUCUCUUGCGUGUUUCAUCGAGUUUAAACAGAGUCUUGUCUCUGUGUAUUUAAGUGUUAAGACGAUGCAGGAAACUACAGUGUGUGACAGUAAACAGAGCUUACAGGAGGAUCAAACCUCCACAGAGUCUCUGGAUUCUGUCUGUAACGCUGGAGAACAGCAGCAGAUCCUGCAGACCAAACUGAAGAUGUGUUCAGUUAAACUCAUCGACUGCACGAACCUCAUGAUGAAGAUUAAAACUGAACCCACAGAAAUCAAAACUGAACAUAAAGAAAUAAAAACUGAACCUACAGAAGAGGAAGAUUGCACUGAUGAAGAUGAUGAUUUUAUUCCAUCAGAACAGAAACUCUUCACCAGAUCUGAGAUCAGCUUUACUACCUUACAAGAGAAGAAACUUCAUUCAGAAGACCACAGAGAGAAGAAGAAGAAGAAGAAGCAGUUUCACUGUGAGCAGUGUGGGAGGAUUUGUGUCUCUUCCUCUGAUCUAAAUGUUCACAUGAGGAUACACAGUGAUGAAAAGCCUUUCAACUGCACUGAAUGUGGAAAAUACUUCAAAACCAAACACACUCUUAAAAUUCAUCAUAGAAUUCACACAGGAGAAAAACCUUACAAAUGCUCUCAGUGUGACAAGACUUUUUCUCAGUCAAAUCACUUGAAAGCACAUCAGAGAAUUCAUACUGGAGAGAAACCUCAUCACUGUAGUGUCUGUGAGAAGAGUUUUAGUCAUGGGUCUGCAUUACUAAAUCACAAGAGACUUCAUACAGGUGAAAAACCUUUCAAAUGCUCUCAGUGUGACAAAACGUUUGCUUAUUCAAGUCACUUACAAGACCAUCAGAGAGUUCAUACUGGAGAGAAACCUUAUCACUGUAGUGUCUGUUGGAAGAGUUUUAGUCAAGGGUCUGCAUUACUAAAGCACCAGAGAAUUCAUACAGGUGAAAAACCUUUUAAAUGUUCUCAGUGUGACAAGACGUUUACUUGUUCAACUAACUUAAAAGUCCAUCAUAGAGUUCAUACUGGAGAGAAACCUUACGUCUGCUUUCACUGUGGAAAGAACUUCACUAAUUCAACUCAUUUAAGAGUUCAUGAGAGAGUUCAUACUGGAGAGAAACCUUAUCACUGUAGUGUCUGUGGGAAGAGUUUUAGGGUAAAGUAUACAUUACUAAAGCACAAGAGAAUUCAUACAGGUGAAAAACCUUUCAAAUGCUCUCAGUGUGACAAGACGUUUACUUGUUUAAGUAACUUAAAAUCCCAUCAGAGACGUCAUACAGGAAAGAAACCUUAACACUGUAAUGUUUGUUGAAAGAGUUAAUAAACAGUCAGUCUUUGUAAA